GUCUCAAUUACCAUUCGAGAUCAUUGAUGCCAUCGCUGACGUGGUACUGUAGAUACACUAUCUGGGUUUGGUCAACCGCUAACUGCAUGCCAGCUGCCACAGCACAGCGUUCGAUCCUUGAGUUUGGUUUCCACCAGAUUAUAUGCCGCCCUGUCCCCGCGGCUUCAUCGAACCAUCACCUUCCGUGCGAGGAAUGAAUGGGCUUUGAACAUUCUCGAUGCCCAUCCCUUUUUCCGGGACCACCCCGGCUCCCGCGCCGGCGAGAUCAUCCAGCAUGCCCGGCAGAUAAGGUUCAGCGCUCCGAUUCACAUCGCUAGGUUCCACCGUUGUGUAUACAACAGUCACUUUUUCCUACCGGCCUUGUCCCACAACAGGCCCACAAUUGGAAGCCCGCACGAGUCGACAGCCCAUCAGGCCUUUCUCAAUGAUUUGUCUUAUCAGAUAGAUCAGGUCUUUGCGCGACUGGAGACCGUCUCCAUCCGCUCCUUUCAGUAUGUAUCAAAGGCAUAAGCUGCUGGACUCGCAACUGACCUGUCGCAUGUGGUGCGUAGGGACCUGCCUUCCCGCCGGGAUUCUGGACACCAACGGAUAUCUGGUCCGCCACCAGCAACAGAUCCAUUCGCUUUCCUUGAUCACAGACGGCACCUGUCCUCAUGCCGGCCGUCGUCUAGAGGGCCUAUCGAGUUUGACGGCACUGACUGACCUGGAAUGGGAAGGCAUCCAGCAUCCAUUCGAAAUGCGCACCUUGUGCGAGUGUCUGCGACAUAACCAUCGGCGACUGAAGGCAGUAUCCAUUGGACUUCUGUUGGAUCCGAGCGUACCCACCUCCCAUGAGGAUAUCCUGAAGGUCUUCUGGCCACCGCCAGCGCAGGACGACUGCACGUCGGGUGAGCGAGAAUGGUUCCCAUCACUCACAUCCUUGACAUUCUCGCGCGUCCCGUUCCCCGACAGUCUGCUGCCGGGCGGCCAACCGUCACCGUUCCGCGCGCUCAAGGCGCUAACGGUCCGCGACUGUCCCAACGAGCAGCGCUUCCUGCAGCUGUUGGCGCGAGUCAAGGAUCCGUUGUCCCUGCAGCACUUCGAGAUCUGCAGCGACUACCUGCGCGACUCAGAAGACCGACUGGCGUCCAUUGCGACCGUGGAAUUUCUACUCUCGUUUCGCGGCUUGCGGCGUCUGUACCUGAAGGUGGUCAACUUUCCUCGGUUCCUGCCGGGUCUUGGCGAUGCCAUCAAACAUCACCGAGCCACGCUCCACGGUCUGGUUUUUCACGAGCGACGGCUGAUGCCAAUCGACGCUGAAAGGCUUUUUGAAGAUCUUCGCGAUGUGAAUAUGGCAUCACCGAGUAUCCCGCGAAUCCUACAGCAUAGCUCCCCCGUCGCUCUUGGCCUCUGUCUUCGCCCAGCCAGCGCGGUAAGUGUAUCGUUAGCACCCAUCCCCUCGGCUUUAUGAACUGAUCCACCGUAGCGAGGCCUUCUCUUAGGCAUUCCGGAACGCUCGUCAAUAAAAUUACUCCACCUCCGGCUGAGCG
Molecule: messenger RNA, 1529 nt
Organism: Aspergillus welwitschiae
Lineage: Eukaryota; Fungi; Ascomycota; Eurotiomycetes; Eurotiales; Aspergillaceae
Exons: 1
Coding region: 494-1450 (318 amino acids)
Source: RefSeq, a predicted model, not a curated record